AUGCCAGGCACCGUGCAACUAUUGGCCGGCUACGCGACAGUGACACUUCGUCCAUUUGGUACUAUCUUUCCUCGACCAGCUUCCUCGACCUCCAAAUUGAGGCCCCCCCCGUUUUCUGGUGGUUCACAAGAAGCCAAAAACGGCACCCUCGGGCCCCCUCGACGCUCUGUACAGGUUAUAGACCAGCCUCAACACGAUGAAGACUGCCCGCCUAUCGACGACGAUUUUGACAGCACUAGCGACCCGGACAGCCUUUUCGACAGCAGCGAUGAUGAGGCGGACACGGCAAGCGACGCUGACUCGGAGACUCCUCUGGAGGAGGUCGGCAACGAUACCGACGACGACGAUAGCCUCUUCGAGGGAGAAGUACGGCAGCCACCGGAGAUACUCGACCGCGCUGUGAUCUUUCUUGCAUGGGGUGUAUGGCUCGGAACGGUAUUCAUGAUCACCUGGCCUCCUGAUCGGCCAUCUGGGCCCGCUGCCGACGGAGAUACAUCUUGGAGUCAAGAGACAUGGCGGGGUCGGGUGCUCUACGCCAUCGUGUUUUCGCCCGUUGGCUGUAUAAGUCGCUUUUAUGCGUCAGUCCAUUUGAAUGGAAUAUCGGCCUCUUUUCCCAUCGGUACUUUUGUCGUUAACAUGUUUGGAACCAUCGUGUUGGGAGUGUCUUGGGAUUUACAGCGUGCUCCUCUCGAAGCUGGCCAGAUUGGAGGAGUGGCCGGCUGCCAGGUCUUGCAAAGCGUGCAAGACGGGCUCUCCGGCUGUCUAACGACGGUGAGUAAGUGGGUGUUGGAACUGUCAAGUUUAAAGAGGCGACACGCCUAUUUUUAUGGUGCUAUGAGCGUCGGGGUUGCGUUGGCUACCUUGGUAGCUAUCAUGGGUAGUCUGAGCUGGACGAGGGGGUUCUUGGAGCCAGCUUGUUCUAUCUAG
Venustampulla echinocandica is the source of this 927-nucleotide messenger RNA. RefSeq lists its product as uncharacterized. Bases 1 to 927 code for a protein of 308 amino acids. Lineage: Eukaryota; Fungi; Ascomycota; Leotiomycetes; Helotiales; Pleuroascaceae. The record is from RefSeq and is a predicted model, not a curated record. Gene Ontology annotation, molecular function: fluoride transmembrane transporter activity. Gene Ontology annotation, biological process: fluoride transmembrane transport. Gene Ontology annotation, cellular component: membrane. The transcript is spliced from 3 exons.